AUGGAGAAGAUCGAGCUUAUAAAGGGCAUAGAAGCAAAUGCCGAAAGGAUUCUAGAGGACUUUAUAGAAAUCCUCCAGUAUCUGAGAUCUGAGGGCUCCGAUAAGUGCGACGAGGUCCAGAAUCUACUCUUUGCAAGCCGAAGAACAGUGGAUCUUAUCGACUCUUCCUUGGAAAUAUAUCAUUAUCUCAUAAGGUUAAAAUACCUUACGUCCGAUGUCUCGAGACUGGUACCACUGAAGAAAGAAGACGAAAGCGGGAUCCUUGAGGACCUUUUUGAAGAUUUGAAUACCCGUCUGGGAAUUUAA
This is a messenger RNA of Encephalitozoon intestinalis ATCC 50506, 306 nucleotides long. RefSeq lists its product as uncharacterized. Lineage: Eukaryota; Fungi; Microsporidia; Unikaryonidae. The record is from RefSeq and is a predicted model, not a curated record. The transcript has a single exon. Bases 1 to 306 code for a protein of 101 amino acids.